Molecule: messenger RNA, 408 nt
Organism: Laccaria bicolor S238N-H82
Lineage: Eukaryota; Fungi; Basidiomycota; Agaricomycetes; Agaricales; Hydnangiaceae
Exons: 6
Coding region: 1-408 (135 amino acids)
Biological process (GO): lipid metabolic process
Molecular function (GO): phosphoric diester hydrolase activity
Source: RefSeq, a predicted model, not a curated record
AUGGGAGCGCACGACUCAUUUGCGUAUAGCAUCGACCCAUUAGCGGUCGAUAUCCCGACCCAGCUAGCUCUUGGUGUUCGGCUAUUGCAAGCGCAAGCACACCUAAACAGGAAGGGGGUUUUCCAUUUUUGUCAUACAAGCUGCUAUCUUUUCGACGGUGGCAGCGUGGCAAAUUAUUUAAAGAAAGUUAAGACCUUUCUAGACGCGAACCCCAAUGAAGUGUUGACCCUUCUUUUUACUAACCCGGAGGGGUUGUCUGUAAAGGACCUAUGGAAACCGGCAUUUGACAACUCGAGUAUUACCCCUUUAAUCUACAUCCCCCCAACCAUUCCCCUCAAACAAUCAGAUUGGCCAACCCUGGGAGUGAUGAUCGACAGUGGAAAGCGAGUGUUAUCUUCAUAUUGUUAG